GUCACCUGCAGUCUUGCCAGGUGGGAAGACCAGACAAAAUACCAGAGAUAGUAAUACGAUAAAGGGUGGAUUGGAGGUGAGGUGAGAUGAGCAGAUGUCUUUGACAAGAGGCGUGAUAAGAAAAGAGAAAUAACAAAAGAAGACAUCAACCUCAUCACCUCCCAUCAUGUCUUUGUCCAAGCCAGAGGAGCUGCUUGCUUACGAGCUGAGUUGUCCCAUCUGCCUCCAGCUCUACUCUGAUCCGGUGGUUCUUCCCUGUGGCCACAACUACUGUCUAGCCUGCAUCUGCAAGACCGCUGUCACCGCCGACCAAGGCGGCACGACGCUUCCACGUUGCCCAGAGUGUCGUGAGGAAUAUCAGGGUCUGGACUCCCUGAAGAGAAACUUCAAACUCUGCAGCAUCAUCGAGGGUUACCGAGCCACCGCUGCUCAUCUGCGCGGGCAGCCUGACGCCAAGCCUGGGAGGAUGGAGGUUUUCUGCGACCAAUGUAUAGACGAACAGUCGCCGGCUGUGAAGACCUGCCUGAAGUGCGAGGUGUCGCUGUGCUCCAGGCACCUCCAGAGACACCACGAGAAGGAGUCGUUCAAGACGCACGCUGUGGUGGAGCCUCUGAAUGAGAUGGGAGUGAAGGGCUGCACCGUCCACCAGCGUGUGUUUGAGUACUUUUGCUCCAGUGACAUGACCUUGCUGUGCGGCACAUGCUUGAUAGAAGGCCAUCACCAGAACCACGAUGUUCUCACCUUCGUCGUAGCCGAAGAAGAGAUGAGGCGGGCGCUGGAGAGCCGCAACAAGGUGGUUUGCUGCAGGCUGCAGAUGACCCAGAGUCUCCUACAGAAGACGGCAGAGGAGCAGGGAGCCUCUGAAACUGUGGGAGACAAACUGAUCAACAAGGCUGUCACUCUCAUGGACGGUAUGGCUGCACUCGUGGACAGGUACAGGGAGCGUCUGAUUGUGCUUCUGGAGGAGGAGAGAGGCCAGCGCAGAAAAAGCUGGCAGCUCGGACUGAGCGCACUGGAAGAGCAGCAGCAGCAGUUAAUGAAGGUCCAGCAAAGUGCCACAGAGGCACUCAAUGAGACUGACACGUGCAUCUUCAUACACAGGUUCAUGCAGAUUGACCAUAAGAUGAGAGAAGUUGUCGAAGACACCAGUCCCUCCAUGAUCCCCUGGAAGGCACCGCUCAACACCAGGCGUGUCCACACAGGCCUCAAAACCCAAGACUUCCGCUCAGAAAUGACCUCCUUCCUGGAUUCUCUUCACCUCCUCCUCAACCCCCUGGAUCUCACCUUCAACAUCUGCACCGCCCACCCCAGCUUGAUAGUGUCCAAUGAUCUGCGCACGGUCAAGUAUAGCUCCACCAAGCAGGCAUAUGCGGAGCACCCAGAGCGUUUUACAAGCGCACCUCAGGUUAUGUGCAGUCAGGGUUUCUCAAGUGGCGAGCAUGUAUGGGUGGUAGAGGUGGGGGCCAACAGCAUGUGGUCACUGGGCGUUUGUUACAAGACCAUCCCUCGCCGUGGCGACCACAGUCGCCUGGGGCACAACUCUGUGUCCUGGCGAUUGCAGUGGAAAAACGGCAAGCUGACAGUGUGCCAGUCCUCCUGUAAUGUGGCUCUGGGGGACAUGACCCAUCCUCCGCUGAAGAUUGAGGUAGCGCUGGACUAUGAGGGGGGGGUGUUAACGUUCCAUAGCAUCAAAGGGCGUAGGGAGCACCUCCAUACCUUCAAGGCUGUGUUUAGGGAGCCGGUUUACCCAGCGUUCAGUAUUCAUUCAAACAAACCAGAGUCCUGGAUCACACUGCACAGUGGGAUGUGAACGCAACUGUUUUUGUUUAGUACUUCCCAAUAGGGCUGCACAAUUAAUCAAAAUAUAAUCUAAAUCACAAUAUGGCUAAGUGCAAUAUCCAAAUGGCAGGAGAUACAAAAAUUCCCAGGAGCUCCAAUUGCAAAAAAGCAAAAUGUGUCACAUUGUUGUGCAUUGUGAGCAACAUAAGCAUUGUGGUGCAACAGAGACGCCCCGGCCUACAAAUCAUAUUCUCCAGAUGUUAAAGGAACAUGUUUGUUUGGUACAAGACCAAACAAAAA
Molecule: messenger RNA, 2079 nt
Organism: Seriola dumerili (greater amberjack)
Lineage: Eukaryota; Metazoa; Chordata; Actinopteri; Carangiformes; Carangidae
Product: E3 ubiquitin/ISG15 ligase TRIM25-like
Exons: 4
Coding region: 167-1810 (547 amino acids)
Molecular function (GO): protein binding; zinc ion binding
Source: RefSeq, a predicted model, not a curated record